AUGACGGGUGCAGCUUCCAGACACAGCAGACCAAAUCAGUCUCUCCGCGUAACAUACACCUACUCCGGAACCUCCCAAACCCGCCACCUCUCCAGAGACGAAUCCAUCGACCACUGGCCCGAUCUCGUCAUCGACCGCGACGGCGAUACCAACGCAUACACCGUCUCUGGUCCUGGAUCAGCCAAAGGGACGUUCACGGCACCUUGUAGUUAUCAUAAUGGCAUAGCCGAGAUCAAGACUGUUAUGGUCACCGAUGAAUCUCAGUCUAGGUAA
Cryptococcus wingfieldii CBS 7118 is the source of this 273-nucleotide messenger RNA. RefSeq lists its product as hypothetical. The transcript is spliced from 2 exons. NCBI's taxonomy places the organism in Eukaryota, Fungi, Basidiomycota, Tremellomycetes, Tremellales, Cryptococcaceae. The record is from RefSeq and is a predicted model, not a curated record. The coding region runs from base 1 to 273 and encodes 90 amino acids.